AUGGAAGUGAGCAACAAAUAUGUAGUGAUUAAAGCUAACUUUGAUGGUGCCCCUGAAAAGGACCAUUUUGAGAUUAAAACAGAAGAGACUUUUCUUCUAUCUGUUGAGGAAGGAUCUGAUGAUAUCAUUGUGAAGAAUCUGUAUACAUCUGUUGACCCUUAUCAGCUUAACCGCAUGAAAACCUUCAGUCCUUCUCAGAAUUCUGUAACCGCCGCAGCUCAAAUUAUUCCCGGCCAGGCUAUUGUUGCUCCUGUUAUUGGUAAAGUUGUUGCUUCUGGGAAUGCUAAGUUUCAGAAAGAUGAUUUGGUUAUGGGAUCAUUCACUUGGGCUGAAUAUAGUGUGGUUAAGGAACAGAGCAUAGUCAAGAAAAUAGAUUCCCCUGAAUUUCCACUCACAUAUUAUCUUGGAGUUCUAGGUUUGAGUGGAUUGACUGCCUAUGCAGGUCUUUUCCAAGUGUGCAAACUCCAAAAAGGUGAAAAGGUAUUUGUUUCAGCAGCCUCUGGAUCCGUUGGAAAUUUGGUAGGGCAAUAUGCAAAGCUAUCUGGUUGCUAUGUUGUUGGCAGUGCUGGUAGCCAUAAGAAGGUUGCAUUACUCAAAGAAACACUAGGAUUUGACGAUGCGUUCAACUACAAGGAAGAAAAAGAUCUAAACUCAACUCUCAAAAGGUACUUUCCUGAUGGAAUUGACAUGUAUUUUGACAAUGUUGGAGGGGAAAUGCUAGAAGCAGCAAUAGCUAACAUGAAAGCAUUUGGUAGAGUGGCUGUUUGUGGUGUAAUCUCUCAGUACACUGAUGCUGGAAAGAGAGCUUCACCAAAUAUGAUGGAUGUUGUGUACAAGAGAAUCACCAUUAGAGGAUUUUUAUGUGCUGACUAUAUGGAUGUUUUUGCAGAUUUUUUGGCUAAAACAUUUGAUUACCUUCGUGAUGGUAAGUUGCAGGUGAUAGAAGAGAUUUCAAUGGGAGUGGAAAGCAUCCCUUCUGGUUUUAUUGAACUUUUCAAUGGAGAUAACGUUGGAAAGAGAAUUAUAAAAUUAGAAGAUGAAUGA
This is a messenger RNA of Lathyrus sativus (Indian pea), 1044 nucleotides long. The record is from the annotation of a GenBank genome assembly. NCBI's taxonomy places the organism in Eukaryota, Viridiplantae, Streptophyta, Magnoliopsida, Fabales, Fabaceae.